AUGCUCGCACUCAAGUCACAACUCAUCGGCGUCGCUCUCGUGCUGGCAUUCUGUGCUGAAACCCUCUAUGCAAGGAAUGGGUAUAAUAACAAGCACGUAUGCCCACCCCGCUCGAAGGUACUACCUCAUAACACCGACUACAGGAAACGAUGCGAAGCUGAGACUGGCCCUGACGGUGCCGAUCCCAAGUGGCCUUGCUUCACCUUCUGGAGCGGAGAUUUGAAGGAUGUGAUCGCCGAUACGUCUGCUUCAGGCAAAGCUCCCCACGAAUUCCUCCUCAUCAAAGAUGGCUACAAGUACGACUUUACAACUGUCGACCCCACCAAGGACUUCAAUGUGCAGUGGUACCAAGGGAGCGUUCAGAUGAGCUAUUCCGACUUCGACAAGGAGAAGGGCUGCUUCAAGAUCACGCUGAAGCACUAUGAUAACGAUAGUCUCCGUAUCUGGGUCUCUGCCGAGAACAGCAAAGAGCGAGAUCUAGACACCUGGAAUCGUGGGGAGACGUCCACGACCCUAUGCACAAAGACAACAGCUGCAACUCCUACCUUCCCAUCCUACUUAGCUUUCGCCUUCCUCCAUCUUCCAGUACCAAUCAUCAAGUUUGCUUCCGAAAUGAACUCACUUGGGCUCAUUCUCCUCCUCAGCACUCUCAGCGCCCUUUCUGCGGCCUUUGCCCAAGACUGUCCGCUGAAGUUGACCCCAAUUCGCCCUCGCAACUCGGACUUCAACAAAGCUUGUUCUGCCAAUUCCGCCUCCAAGUCUCCUUGCUUUCAUCACGUCUCUGGCUCGCUUCACUAG
Ustilago hordei is the source of this 798-nucleotide messenger RNA. RefSeq lists its product as uncharacterized. The transcript is spliced from 4 exons. The coding region runs from base 1 to 798 and encodes 265 amino acids. The record is from RefSeq and is a predicted model, not a curated record. Lineage: Eukaryota; Fungi; Basidiomycota; Ustilaginomycetes; Ustilaginales; Ustilaginaceae.